Molecule: messenger RNA, 2208 nt
Organism: Eimeria tenella
Lineage: Eukaryota; Apicomplexa; Conoidasida; Eucoccidiorida; Eimeriidae
Exons: 8
Coding region: 1-2208 (735 amino acids)
Source: RefSeq, a predicted model, not a curated record
AUGUACACCUGCUGGGCCUGCAGCAGCAGAGCAGCAGCAACAGCAGGAGGCCCCUGCGAGCCCUGCGAGCUUUUCCUUGCUGCUCUCACGCAGCAGCAGCAGCAGCAACAGCAGCAGCAGCAGCAGCAGCAGCACGAGUUUGCAGACUUGACUUUAGAAAGUCUGGGAUCGUUCGAUCCCCCGCUGCUGCAGCAGCCCCACCUGGUGUACGUACACCCCAGCGGCGAGCAGGGGCCCCUCUUCAUCCUUUCAGACACUUCAGAAGAUGAAGAAGAAGCAGCAGCAGCAGCAGCAGCAGCAGCAUCCGACGCAGAAGCAGCUGCUGAGGACGCAGCCAGCGGCGUGGCUGCCCCGAGAGCAGCAGCAGCAGCGGCGUCCGCAGCAGCAGCAGGAGCAGCAGGCGCAGCACCCAAAGCAGCAGCAACAGCAGCAACAGCAGCAGCAGCAGCAGCAGCAGCAGCUCGCACGCGGCGCAGCACGCAGCAAAUCUAUGAAAGAGUUUCUCCCUCUAGGGCUGUUCGCUACAGACUUUUUAAGCUGGCGCUGCUGCUGCAGCAGCAGCCUGUUGCUGCUGCUUCUGGCUGCUCUGCUGCUCUUUCUCGCUCCCUUGCUGCAGCAGGACUAGAGCUGCCUGCUGCUGUUGGUGCUGCUGCUGCCGCGGGAGACGAAGACGCAGCAACAGCAGCAGCAGCAGCAGCAGCAGCAGGAGUCACGGCGCUGUACGGAUCUGGAGCAAAUGCUGCAGCAGCAGCAAAAGUCAUUGGAGUGCUGCUGCGCGCUGUAGCACCUGGGGCACAAGUGCAGGGGGAUUUGCUGCUGCUGCUGCUGCUGCUGCAUGCGCGGCUAUCUACCUCAGGCAGGCAGCUGCAGCAGCUGCUGCAGCAGCAGCAGACUCUGCAGAAGCAGCUGCAGCAGCAGCUGCAGCAACGACGUGCGACCCGAAGACGUAGACGCAAGCAACCACAGCAGCAGCAGCAGCAGCAGCAGGAGCAGCAGGUGUGGGGUGCAUGCACAGCUGAGGCUGCAGCAAGCAGCGAGAGCGAUUCGCCUGAUAGCAGCAGGAGCAGCAGCUGCUGCAGCUGCAGUAGCGGCAGCUGCUGCUGCAGCAGCAGCAGCAUCCACAGCAGCGGAGAGGAGAGCGACAGCAGCCGGAGCACCCACAGCAGCAAGAGCAGCAGGAGCAGCAACAGCAGCCGCAGCAGCAACAGCAGCAACAGCAGCAGCAGCAGCGACUACGCCAGGCAGCAGCUGCAGCAGUGGUCACGAGCAGCAGCAAAGACACAGGCAGCACUUACAGAAGCUGUUUAUAAAGCCCUCGAUGCUGCUGCUGCUGCCACACCUAGCGCCAGAGGCAGGGUGCUGCUGCAGCUAACAGAUUUGCUGCUGAGAGACGGAAAAGCAGCAGCAGCAGAAGAAGAAGCAGCAAAGAAAAUAGGACUGUGGCGCAUGCAGGCGGACCCACUGGUUGCUGCUGCUGCUGCUGCUGUUAGAUGUGCGCGAGCAGCAGAAGAAAUCCUCACGGACCUGCAGCAGCAGCAGCAGCAGCAGCAGCAGCAGCGGCGGCGGCGGCGGGCGUCCACAGGAAUAAGCUCGACGGAUGCAGCAGCAGCAGCAGCAGCAGCAGCAGACCCUACUGAAGAUGAAACGGAAGACGCUUUGCUCCGUCUUGUGCAGUAUGGGCUGUUUCCGCCGCCGCUGCUUCUGCAGUUUCAUUUGCUGCUAAACCGUAAGAAGGUAGUAGCCGCAACAACAAAGUCAGCAUCCGCAAGAUCAGCAGCAGCAGAAGCAGCAACCGUAACAGCAGCAGCAGCAGAAAUAGCAGCAGCAACAACCGCGGCAACAGCAGCAAAAGCAGCAGCAGCAGCAGCAGCAGCAGCAGCAGCAGCAGCAGCUGCGGCAUUUGUACAGCUGCAAGAGUGUUUGGGAUUAAUAAAUUCUUUCUGUCGGCGAUUUCCUUCAAAUCCAACUUUGGCCGAAAUAAGGUCCCUCAUAUUGCAACAAAAGCUGCUGUUGCUGCGACAGCAGCAGCAGCAGCAGCAGCAGAAGGAAAGGGCUAGAAAGAGGCAGCAGCAGCAACAGCAGCAACAGCAGCAGCAGCAGCAAGGCAUCUUGCAGGCCUAUUUAGAACAAGAAGAGGAAACAGAAAUCCUGAAAACACAGUAUUUGCUUUUUUUGUCCGUCCAAGAGGUGAUAAAUUUGAACUGGUGA